GUAUGCCAGUCUAUAUUUCUGUUGUGCAAUUGAAGAGCAGGACAAUGAGCUGAUCACACUGGAAGUCAUCCACCGCUUCGUAGAGCUGCUGGAUAAGUACUUUGGCAGUGUGUGUGAGCUGGACAUCAUCUUUAACUUUGAGAAGGCCUACUUCAUUCUAGAUGAGUUCCUGAUGGGAGGAGAGAUUCAGGACACGUCUAAGAAGAGCGUUCUCAAAGCCAUUGAACAAGCAGACCUGCUGCAGGAGGAGGACGAGUCACCCAGGAGUGUUUUGGAAGAGAUGGGCUUGGCGUAGUACACAGCAGUGCUAUGAGAGACUAUAGAUACCAAGGCAGAGGGCUGGACGUGAGGGGGGCGGGACAGAAUCUGGGACUGACUGUGGCUCAGACUGGCAGCAUUGGUUCUGUGUGUCUGUGGCUCUGGGGAUGUACAGUGUUUAACUGGGGGAAAGACAUUCAGUUAAAAAUGGAAGAUCCUUGCAUUGGCCCUUUAGCUUUGUGUGUGUGUGUGUGUGUGUGUGUGUUCUGAGCAUAGGGUAUAGAAAAUGGGAUACCUUUUUAAACUUGUGUGUGUCUGCAGGGGGGUUGUGUGUUGAGAUUUUUAAAGGGGGGAGUCUAGCUUUGCUUAUCAGAGUGGAUACUGGCGUUAGAAUCAAAGUGAGUCAGCCUGGCAGUUUGACGCUAGAGUUGGUCGUGAAGGUUUGUCAGGUACUAAAUGUGGACAGAGACUUGGUCAGAUAUUUGGGUAUAUUUUAAAAAAAUCCCUGAUAUUUUUCUGUAUUUUUUGUAUUUUCAACAAUUCUCAUGAAAAGACAAAAACUAAUCAUGUGUUAGUCCAUCUCUCAAAGUUUGUGAUUUCCCUGCCUUCCUUCCUUCAUAAAUAUUUUGAAAUAGCUCACAAUUAUAUAGGUUAAUUUUUUUUUUAAAAUGCCUCAGUUAUUUCCUAAAACAGCUGCACAUGAGAUUUGAUGACAGUCAGAAAAAUAUAGAAUACCACCAGACCUUUUAAAUUCUGUGUUCUCUUUUUUCGUAGCAUUAGCCAUUAUUCCUAUUGGUUAUGUAUGUGAUUAUAACAAGGAAAAAUGAACAUACUACCUAAAAUAUGGUCCACUUUCACCAAAAGCCCUGACAUAGUUGAUGUGUGGCUACUGCCAUAAAGCAUUACAUGUCCCAGCCCAGAGCCAAUAGUUACAUAGUGUGAAACAAUUGUAGUGGGUAGUUAAGUAAAACAUUAUCCUAACCAAUAGGACUGAGGGCCAUAAAUACGGUAUAAGAAAACAGGAUUUUGCUUUGUUUUUAGGCCUCCACUCUCUAGAUGUUCCACUUAAACUACAUCUACAUAAAUAUCUCUGUCAGUCUAUUAUUACAGUUAUUUGAAUUACAUUUGAUGAUUUAAGAAUUUUUGUUGAGGCACAGUUGUGCUGUUUGGAAUUCAUCCCUAGCCCAUCUUACCUAACACAAUGGGCACUGGAGUUGGAACUUGACAUUCUUCUGCCUUGGAGUUUCAAGGCAUUUAGAAUAAACUGAAUUUUAGACAAGUAUAUCCUAUGGCCCCAUACAUGUUUUAUCAAUUAUUUUUUGAUGUGUGGUUGUUACUGAUGUUAGUGAUCCAAUUUGAUGUAAAAUGCCAUCUUAGGCUGCUAGAGUAUUGGAAGUCAGUAAAGGUAAAGAGCAGGGUCACUUAAUGCAUUUCCUGUAAGUGAUGCUUGCAUUGGUCACUUUGGUUACAGUGUCAUUUCAUUUAAACAAAGUGCAUUUUUUAAACAGUAACUGACUGCAACUAGUUUUGAAUGUAUUCUUUAGGGACGCAGCGGUUUACCAGGGUCAUGGUGGGUCCAUACCUCAGGUUUGGUCAGGGUUUUGUUUGGGUCUAGAUCAACAUACAAUAUUAACAUGGUUUCCUUACUAUAUCCUGAUAGUAAUACACAAGACAGAUGUCAGUCUGUUCCUGGUUCCCCUUGCUCCUCCUAGUGUUCCCAAUGGCAUUUCCAGGAAUCCAUCGGGCCUGAACCGAACCAAAACAACCAAUCAGAGCCAAUGAAGAUCUCAUUCCCAGCAUCAAUAUUUGAUCAACUAUCUUUCUCGGCUCUGAUUGGUUGUUUUGCUCCAGGCCCGGUGGAUUCUUGCAAAUACCAUUAAGAACACUACGAUGCGCAAAAGGAACCUGAUCAUCUGUCCCAUGUACUACUAUGAGGAUAUAGGAAAAGUUUCUGCAAAUAUAACUAAAAGUUAUCUCCUGCAGCUUUAAUGAAGUGGAAAGUUGUUUUCUGUCUCAACUUCCAGAUCAGCUUGUAAUAAGACAAAUAAUUUAGUGUCAGUGAAUGGGCAAGUUUCUGGCAAACGUAUGUGUGGUUCUACAAAUGCACAAACAUUGUAUGUUUAUACUCACAUUGGGUUAGGGUUUUUUAAUUAAAGGUCCAGUGUGUAACAUAA
Messenger RNA from Morone saxatilis (striped sea-bass), 2432 nucleotides. RefSeq names its product AP-1 complex subunit sigma-1A. Gene Ontology annotation, biological process: vesicle-mediated transport; intracellular protein transport. Lineage: Eukaryota; Metazoa; Chordata; Actinopteri; Moronidae. Gene Ontology annotation, molecular function: clathrin-cargo adaptor activity. Gene Ontology annotation, cellular component: membrane coat; AP-1 adaptor complex; intracellular membrane-bounded organelle. The record is from RefSeq and is a predicted model, not a curated record.